AUGGCUGGGGAAAGGAACAGUACAACACUUACAAAGUUCAUUCUCAUGGGAUUUUCUGAGUUUCCAAAGCUCACCAUUGUCCUCUUUUCAGCAUUCCUGGGAAUCUACCUCAUGACAGUGUCCUGGAAUAUCAGCCUCAUCACCCUCAUCAGGCUGGACUCCCACCUGCACACACCUAUGUACUUUUUUCUCGGUAACCUGUCCCUGCUAGACAUCUGCUAUGUUUCCACUAUAGCCCCCAGGAUGCUCUCAGACUUCUUCAGAAAGCAAAAAUUCAUCUCCUUUAUGGGGUGCACCAUGCAAUACUUCAUUUUCUCUAGUCUGGGUCUGACCGAGUGCUGUCUCCUGGCGGCCAUGGCUUAUGACCGCUAUGCCGCCAUUUGCAAUCCUCUGCUCUACACUGCGGUCAUGUCUCCUACCCUCUGUGUGCAGAUGGUGGCAGGAUCGUGUAUAACUGGAUUCUUUGGCUCAUUUAUCCAACUAUGUGCCUUACUUCAGCUCCAUUUCUGUGGCCCCAAUGUCAUUAACCAUUUCUUCUGUGACCUUCCCCAAUUACUGAUACUAUCCUGUUCUGAUACUUUUUUCUUUCGAAUCAUGACCUCUGUGCUCACAGUGAUCUUCGGACUCAUGUCUGUCCUGGUUAUCAUGAUAUCUUAUGGUUAUAUCGUUGGUACCAUUCUGAAGAUCACUUCAGCAGAAGGCAGGUCCAAAGCCUUCAACACCUGUGCUUCUCACUUGACAGCAGUGACUCUCUUCUUUGGCUCAGGUAUCUUUGUUUAUAUGUAUCCUAACUCUGGUGAUUCUGGGAGCCAAAACAAACUGGCAUCCGUGUUCUACACUGUUGUCAUUCCCCUGCUAAACCCACUGAUCUACAGCCUGAGGAACAGAGAAAUCAAAGAUGCCCUGAGCAGAUGGAAGAAGAUAAUCUUUUCUUGA
This is a messenger RNA of Talpa occidentalis (Iberian mole), 936 nucleotides long. Its product is annotated as olfactory receptor 1440-like. The transcript has a single exon. Gene Ontology annotation, molecular function: olfactory receptor activity; G protein-coupled receptor activity. Gene Ontology annotation, cellular component: membrane. Bases 1 to 936 code for a protein of 311 amino acids. Gene Ontology annotation, biological process: G protein-coupled receptor signaling pathway. NCBI's taxonomy places the organism in Eukaryota, Metazoa, Chordata, Mammalia, Eulipotyphla, Talpidae. The record is from RefSeq and is a predicted model, not a curated record.